AUGCGUUUGCACCAUGCAUUGCGGUAUGCAGAUCCAAGAUGGGGUCGUUGCUAUGAAAGCUAUAGCGAGGAUCACAAAAUUGUACAAGCAAUGUCUGAAAUGGUAAUCGGUUUACAAGGGGAGAACCCUAAUCGAAAGGGUGUUCCUUAUGUUGGUGGAAAGGAUAAAGUUUUGGCUUGUGCAAAACACUUUGUGGGUGAUGGUGGCACAGUCAAGGGAAUCUAUGAAAACAGCACUGUGACUGACUGGCACACGUUGCUAAGCAUUCACAUGCCUGCAUACUACAACUCCAUCAUUAACGGCGUGGGAACAAUCAUGGUGUCUUAUUCGAGCUGGAAUGGAGUGAAAAUGCACGCUAAUCGUGAUCUAGUUACCAAGUUCCUCAAGGACACCCUUAAAUUUAGGGGUUUUGUCAUCUCUCAUUAUCAAGCUAUUGACAAGAUCACCACUCCGGUCCUUGCAAAUUACACAUACUCUGUGGAAAAGGGGAUUCUAGUGGGCAUUGACAUGGGUAGUAGUCUCUUCUACAUCAUGGCCAUUUCCAACUAUACGGACUUCAUUGAUAUCGUGACAUCCUUAGUCGAAAAGAAUAUUGUCCCCAUGAGUCGUAUUGAUGAUGCUGUCAAAAGGAUUUUGAGGGUCAAGUUUGUUAUGGGCCUUUUUGAGAAUCCAUUGGCGGAUUUUAGCCUAGUUAAUCAUCUUGGAAGUUAG
Messenger RNA from Camellia sinensis, 711 nucleotides. NCBI's taxonomy places the organism in Eukaryota, Viridiplantae, Streptophyta, Magnoliopsida, Ericales, Theaceae. The record is from RefSeq and is a predicted model, not a curated record.